UGUUUGACAUGCCCAACGGACAAGAUCCUGAUGCAGCAGGAUGAGUGGCGAAGGCUUUUGUUUGCUCGCAAACUUUUUUCCAGCCAUAAUUGUCUCACAAAGAGAGCGAGAGAGAGAGAGAGAGAAAGAGAAAGAGAGGUUUGUGUUAGCUCUGCUAGCUUUGAGUAAACACGGCACUAAAAAACCAGUUCAAACGCAGCACUUUCAAAGCAGCGUUUGAGAUAUCACCCGAGGUGAGCUUUUCUUGUGUCGGGUGUCAAGUUUGCGUCGUUGGAUGGUGAAUGGGCGUAAAGAAUGAAGAUUUUAAUAGAAGGAAGUUUGGCACAGAAAAUACUGCAGCCUCCAAAUGACGUCGAGAUGGCUUUAGGAGGAACGCUGUUGCCAUCCAUAUCCACCUUUACUAACCCUGCUAUCAAGACUAAAACCAUAGGGAGUGCCAACCUAAGAUGGAAGGAGGAGCUGUCCCAUCUUAAGAGACUCAGUUUGCCAAGCGAAAACUCCGACCCAGACCAUCCCAGCAGCACCAGCACCAGCCCCGCAAGCCCCAGCAUGUCCAAGAGAGACAUCGAGACAGACUUGGACUUAGACUAUGACUUCAUUUUGUCCAAUUCCAUGCUCCAGCAGCAGCAGCAACAACAGCAGGAUGAGGCCAUGGUUUGCGGUUCUGCCCAAGUCCUGCAGCCUCCAUCCCCUGGCUCCUUUUCCUCCUCGUAUCCUCUUCCAUCCCCUCAGGGGUCAGCUGGCGAUUUGCUCUACACCAUCCCGGACAUCAGCGACGUCUCGCCGUCCGGGGGUUUUGUGGCGGAGCUCAUGAGGCCCGAACUGGACCCGGCGUACCUACACCCCACCAGCCUGCAUGGCAAGUUCGUGGUCAAGACCACAGUGGACUUGGGAGAGUACAACUUGGGGGUUAACGUUGGCAAAGCCUGCGUCAACACAGCGGCAGAUCCGCCGCCGUCACGUGCCUCGCCGCCCUUUCCGUGCCACCGAAUAAAGCAGGAGACGCCCAGUAACUGUACCAUCUCGCUGCCGAUGGACCUCCACCUGAGCGGGGGGAGGCAGCGGCCGGGCCACCUGGACCUGCACGGAUUCCCCGGAAGCACAGGGCGCUCCUUGACGGGCGGCCGCUUGUCUUCAUCCUCGUCUCUCUCACCGGAACACCCCCUGAGCCGCGAGCACCAGGUGUUGGGCCACCCUCACACGCAGAUCCCCCACGGAUACCGCCACAACUCCCCGCAGGGAUACACCGUCUACCCUCAAGCGGGCGCCAUGCAGCAAUACCAAGACCCCAUCAUGGUCUCCAGUGGCGACUGUAUGCCGGAAGAACCUAAGCCCAAGCGAGGGCGCCGCUCCUGGCCCAGGAAGCGAGUGGCCACGCACACCUGUGACUACGUGGGCUGCGGGAAGACUUACACGAAGAGCUCGCACCUCAAAGCGCAUCACCGUACCCACACAGGAGAGAAGCCUUACCACUGCGACUGGGAGGGCUGCGGCUGGAAGUUCGCCCGUUCCGACGAGCUGACGCGCCACUACAGGAAGCACACUGGCCACCGGCCGUUCCAAUGCCAGAAAUGUGACCGGGCCUUCUCCAGGUCGGACCACCUGGCCCUGCACAUGAAGAGACACUUGUGAGGGCCGAUGAAGGCUGCAGAAAGAUGUACUUUCCUUGGAUACAACAAGACACGCUGUGGUGUUCACGGCUAAAGAAGCGACUAUCAAGACAAGACCUGUCCGGGGUUGUAAAAGGGACCAAAACUGGAAGUCGUCUUAUUUAUGUGACAAAAACUUGAGAGAAUCAUGUGCCAGAGACGCUUUCUAACUGGAAUUGUGUUGUUCUUGACAUGGAAAAAACCAGCAUAGGGACCAAAAGUCUCCAGAGGCCUUCUUAUCUGCAGCGACGCGCCAUUAUACAUACGACACUGUAUUAACGCAUAUCUAUAUUUAUAUAUAGUCACAUUUCACCUGCGACUCCAUUGAUUUCAGGUACAAUGUUAGGUAAUUUAUACCCAAUGGUGCUCAAAGGUUUUCCAAAAAAAAGGUACCAAAGAUUGACAAAAAAAAAAAAAAACAGUGACAAAGUGCCAUAAGAUUUUUUUGCCAUCCGCCACGCAAAAACAUUUAACGCAAAAAUAAAUAAAAAAUAUAUCAGGUUAUGACUUUCACUUUGGAGCGGUUAUGGCAAUCUUGAGAUGCACUGCAGUUGCAUUGUGCAAUAAUUAUAUAUAUAUAUAUAUAUAUAUAUAUAUAUAUAUAUAUAUAUAUAUAUAUAUAUAUAUAUAUAUAUAUAUAUAUAUAUAUAUAUAUAUAUAUAAACAUUCAUAUUUUUGUAAUGGAAUGAGUGACUCUGAACAAAAAACUUUUUUGUUUUUAUAGCCAUAAAAAUGUAAUAUAAUCUUGAUCUUGUACAUUUGUAUAUACAAAUCAUUUGUUAUUAUUGUUUUGUAUUUUACGGCAUAAUAAAAUGUAUUUCAAAUAAUGGAAAGGUGGUAAUUUUUGUCUUUCUGCGAUGCGCUCAUGUUAAAAAAAAAAUGUAGGAAAGCACUCAGAGUGCAUACCAUCGCAAGGCUUUCCCUUGCAAAAGUGAAAAAGUCCUGAAUCGAAAAUGUAAUUUUUAUCCCAUUUCUGAUAUUUCCUAAAAGAUCAAUCAAAAGCCUUGUUUGUCAUCCACUGCCUUUGUCUCUGUGGGUGGAGACGGGACGCUCGCACACACAUACACGCACGGAAGUGUGGGCUCAGAACGUAAAUGUCGGGCAGCCUCCCAGCAGGCACAAGACAUUGAUACAAAGUUGACUAUACUUACCUGUCUCUUAAAACUGACUUUGAAACAAUGUUUCAAAAUAAUUGUAUUUGUAAACUGAGCCGACAGAAAUGCCUAACGUUUUGAUCCACGUUGUUGGUUGGGAAAUAACCAAAAUUCAACGGUCAAAUCAACGUCACAACCCAACAUUGAUUAAACGUUGUCAAAAAGCAUGUUACUUUCCUGAAAAUCCGCCUACAACGUUUUGAGCAAUCUAUAGCAGAAUCAAGAAAUGGAGUGAACCCUUUUAUCCGUCUUUAUCUUUGCCUCUGCGGGGCCGCUAGCAUACACAGACAACAGUUAACGCUCGUAACAUAAAUGUAAGGUAACAGAACAAAAUGAUCUGAAUAAAUGAAAAAACUUUUUGAGUUAAUGCAGCGAUUACAUAAUUACAACAAAAUUGAACACGAUCCCCUAACUACACAAAUUGUAUAAUAAAUUAACAUACAUAAUAUAUUAUAAACAAUUGAAUGAGUCCCGCUGGGGUACAUUAUGGUCAUCUACAACCAUCUUGUCAUGUUCAUUUGUUGGUUACUUUAAAUGCUGCAUUUGAGGAUCAGAUUGUUACGUAUUCUUACUUUAAUGGGGCGAUGUGGCUCAGGGGCUGUUGUCCAGUCAACGGUGGGUUCUCGGUUCGAAUCCCUACUUCCUCUUUCGCAGUCCCACACUGACCAAGACGCUGACCUACGACCUGCACUUGGUCCAGUGAUCGCCACCGUAAGAGGCUGUGUUGAAUGCACAAGACAAAACAAAUUAUUUAUCUUUAACAAGAUGCAUUCAUGUACAUUUUAAAGACAAUAUGGAGAUUUUUUAUGGGAUGUAAGACUUUGACAUUAUAAACAAAAUGGGUAAACGGACUAACGUGUCAAACAAAAAUGUCUUGAAGAUAUGCAGUAAAUCAAUCAUGAUUUUUUUUUUUUUUAAACAUUUGCAUUAUUUAAGAUUUCACAAUAACAUAUUUUUAUUCAUUCAUACUGUUUUUUAAUGGGUCAAUUGAUCAAGUAUUAAGCAUAAAUACCUCUGUAGAUGUUUAUAGCAGUCUGAAGUAUACAUUUUUUUCGUCAACAGUGUCAAUGUUCAAGACAAGAAACUUUUUCAAGUGUGCAAAAAUAAAAUUGUUGACAUGACUCACCUACAGGCAGCUGGGAUAUAAUUCACCUUGAGGUUUAUGCCGCCCUCUAGUGGUGUUCUCACAUGCCACAGCACUGUAGACUCGAAAUAAAUUAGUGUAUUUGACAAGACAUUCAACAUGUUGCAUCAUACCGGCAGGUGGCAGUUAGCAAUUCAAAUAAAACAGCAGUGAGAAUAAAACUUAAAACG
Nerophis lumbriciformis (worm pipefish) is the source of this 4117-nucleotide messenger RNA. RefSeq names its product Kruppel like factor 4 (gene klf4). Gene Ontology annotation, molecular function: RNA polymerase II cis-regulatory region sequence-specific DNA binding; DNA-binding transcription factor activity, RNA polymerase II-specific. Gene Ontology annotation, biological process: regulation of transcription by RNA polymerase II. Lineage: Eukaryota; Metazoa; Chordata; Actinopteri; Syngnathiformes; Syngnathidae. The record is from RefSeq and is a predicted model, not a curated record.